AUGGCUAUCCUUUCUUUGAAAAGGACGCUGGUUUCCGCGAUUCUCCUCCUCUCAGCCUCACAACCAGCUUCAGCACAAGACACAUUCUCAUUCCUACCAAGUGCCGCCAGCUCAACCUUUCCAGCAUGCGGUCUGACAUGUCAGCUCCUUACCGAAGCUCAAGCAGGCUGUGUCCCGCCUCAAGCAGCAGUCACCAGCACCGAUACCUAUGUUUCCUGUUUUUGUCAAUCGGCUUUGAUUUCCGGCCUGCCGUAUACCGCUUCGAUGUGUCCCACCUGCACGAGUACAUCGGAUCAGCAGUUGUUGUCAACUUGGUAUAAAAAUUAUUGCGCCGGUGGAUUCCGAUCGACCUUGACGACAUCUGCUACCGCGACGACUUCGACUGCGACUAGCACUACAGGAACCAACACGGCCACUACAACAAGUACCACUUCACCCUCUCAGAAAGAUUCGUCGCCGUCGGAUAAUGCAUCGUCCAGUGGUUCGAAGAGCUGGUUCUCCACCCACUGGAGAUGGGUAGUCAUGCUGAUCAUCCUAGUGAUCGGCUUUUCCGCACUUGCCGCCGCUGCCGUAUGGCUGAAGAAACGUCUUGAUGCCAAACAACCAAACCUUUACCACGGCGACGACCGAAACAAUGGCGGAGGUUCCGGAAGCGGUCCUGGCCCAGCCGCAGCCUUCUUUGCUGGAAGUCUGCGUAAUCUAUCCAGAAGCAACGUCAACAGCACCCGUGCUUCGACGAACAACAGCAGCAACAACGUCGCUGUGGCUUCAAAAGUGCCAAAGAUGCAACAACAACCCAGCAUGUCGACGACCAGUUUCUCGAAUCGUCGCUCAAGCACAUUGACCAAUUCUGUCGUGAGCAAUAGCAACAACAACAUGACCACCAAUGGCCAUGAAAUGUGGGGACCCAAUCAAGCGCGCAAUUUUGAGAAUGUCGCCCCCGUCGAAGAGCCCGUUUUCAGGAAUUCAAUGGCCACGGCCGCCGCGGCAGCAGCAUUCGGAGGCGGUGCAGCAGGAACAGCAGCCGCACCAGGCCCAGAAGCGAUAGGAAUAGCUUCAACAACUGCCAACAACUCCCGUACCGAUCUAUCGAGCGUCGGCACAGGAGGAGGAAGAGCAACACCAAGAAAUCUGAACAGAUUAAGUGUGCAAUCCGCAUCAGCAUCAAAUUUGCAUCAGCAACAGCAAUUGCAGCAACAAUCGACGCCGCUGUUGCGCGAAGCACAAUCACAUCGAGAAUUGCAGAGACCACAAUCUGCGAGUCCCGUUAGUCCAAUUCACGAUUAG
Molecule: messenger RNA, 1287 nt
Organism: Talaromyces amestolkiae
Lineage: Eukaryota; Fungi; Ascomycota; Eurotiomycetes; Eurotiales; Trichocomaceae
Exons: 2
Coding region: 1-1287 (428 amino acids)
Source: RefSeq, a predicted model, not a curated record